Messenger RNA from Corythoichthys intestinalis (scribbled pipefish), 2891 nucleotides. RefSeq names its product general transcription factor II-I repeat domain-containing protein 2-like. Lineage: Eukaryota; Metazoa; Chordata; Actinopteri; Syngnathiformes; Syngnathidae. The coding region runs from base 550 to 1989 and encodes 479 amino acids. The transcript is spliced from 2 exons. Gene Ontology annotation, molecular function: protein dimerization activity. The record is from RefSeq and is a predicted model, not a curated record.
ACGGGGGGAUUUAGAUAGUGAGGGGUUUGGAUAAUGUACUUACACCGGCAAAGCCAAUGGAGAAAUGUAAGAAAAGAAAAAUAUCUCAAGAAAAUAGAACAUUCAAUGAUGCCUGGGCAGAUUCAUUUGCAUUUACCUCGAGCGAGAGUGGCCUACCAGUAUGCCUAAUUUGUGGAGAAAAACUGGCUAACAAUAAACGGUCAAAUGUCGCAAGACAUUUUAACAAUACACACAGAGCCUUUGCUGAAAAAUAUCCAGAGGGAGAAGAGAGGAAAAAAGCUGUUUCGGAACUGAUGCAGAAGGCUGACCGGACGAAAAAUCAAUUCAAGAAGUGGGUGAAGUCUGCAAAUUCAACUACAUAUGCAAGCUUUGUGGCCGCUCAGGAAAUAGGCAGGCAUGGGAAACCGUUCACAGAUGGAGAAUAUAUGAAAGAAUCAUUCCUUAAAAUUUCAGAACACUUAUUUGCGGACUUUAAAAAUAAAGACGAAAUUGUGCAGAAAAUCAGAGAGAUGCCUCUCUCUGCGAAGACUGUCAAAGACAACCAUAAAAAUGGCAGAAAAUAUCACAAAACAGCAAAUCAAAGACAUCAAUUCAGCAGCAGCGUACUCAAUCGCCUGUGAUGAGUCCAAAGACAAAACGGACAUUGAACAAAUAGCGCUGUUCUUCCGAUAUGUGAAUUCUGCUGGACCACAGGAAGAAAUGGUUGAGCUGAUACCACUAAAAUGCCAGACACGGGGGGAGGACAUCUGUGAGGCUGUGCUUGAUUGUUUACGAGCCAAAGAAAUAAAAACAACCCACCUCGUGUCGGUGGCUACCGAUGGGGCACCGAGUAUGACUGGAGCGCACAGGGGCUUUGUGGCUUUGCUGCAGAAAUCAUUGGAUAGAAAGCUGCUGACUUUUCAUUGCAUCCUGCACCAAGAGGCAUUGUGCGCGCAAAGUUUUCCUCCAGAAUGCACAGAGGUCAUGAAUGUUGUUAUUCAGAUUGUCAAUAAAAUAAUGGCAAAAGGUUUAAAUCACCGCCAGUUCCGUUCAUUACUGGAUGAGGUGGAGAGCGCAUACUCUGAUCUCCUGCUGCAUAACAGAGUCCGGUGGCUGUCCAGAGGAGAGGUGCUGAAACGUUUUGCUGCAUGUCUGGGAGAGGUGAAAACUUUCAUGAGCAGCAAAGGGCUCACCUUUCCUGAGCUGGAACAGCCAGAGUGGCUGGAAAAACUCCACUUCAUGGUGGACAUGACAGCGAAACUAAACACGCUGAACACAACGCUUCAGGGGAGAGGAGGCACAGCGCUGCACAUGCUGGAGGAGGUGUUGGCGUUUGAGCGCAAACUGACAGUUUUAGCCAGAGAUUUACAGAGAGGCACACUGUCUCACUUCCCCUCUUUAAGGGAGUUCAAACAAGCUCACGGAGUGAUCAAUUCAGAGUAUUUGCAGUCUGCAAUCACCACAAUGCAAGCGUCGUUUGGUAAACGAUUCCGUGAGUUCAGAGAGGAAAAAAACACAUUGUCCUUCCCCGUCACUCCCCUGACCAUUGAUCCAUCCCUGCUAAACGUGAAUGCAUUUGCAGGUGUAAGUCAACCUGCUCUGGAGCUGGAGCUGGCUGACAUAGCUGACAAAGACAUUUGGGUGUCCAAAUUCAAACGCUUGACAGAGGACCUUGAAGAUGUUGCCCGUCAGAAGGCCACUCUUGCUCAGAAUCACAAAUGGAGUGAUAUUGAGAACCUCCCGAGACCGGACAAACUCAUAUUUGAAACAUGGAAUGCCAUCCCCGACACCUACACGAACAUGAAGAAAUAUGCCUUUGGAGUCCUGUCGAUCUUCGGAUCCACAUAUGUAUGUGAGCAGCUAUUCUCCACCAUGAACUGCAUUAAAAACAAACACCGCUUACGGCUCACAGAUGACAGCUUACAGUCCUGCGUAAAGAUGAAAGUGACUUCGUACAGCCCCGAUUUGCAGAAGCUGUGCGCAGAGGUUCAGGAGCAGAAGUCCCAUUAACCAGGUCAAGGCUCCGCUGCAUACUUUGAAAGCCCAAGGCGAUAUAAGGAUGACGGCUCACGGAUUUUUCCCUUUUGUUUGCUGCAUGCACAAUUUAAAUUCAGCUUUUUAAUUUAUUCGAAAGAGACAUUCAGACAUUAUUAUUUUUUCAAGAAUUCAAAAUGUGUUCAUUACAUCGGUAAAAUUUAAUUUUCUCCGUAGCACUUCAUAAGACAUAACCACACUAUAGUUGUUUAUACAAAGUGUAAAGGUAAGAAAAAGCAAUAUAUACAGUGUUAUCUUCAUUUUAGAUAAGAUAAAUGGAUAUAAGGAUGACGCCUCAUGGCAUUUUUCUGCUUUCGUUUGCUACAUGGACAAUUUAAAUUCAGCUUUUUAAUUUAUUUGAAAGAGACAUUCAUUGUUAUUAUUUUUCAAGAAUUCAAAAUGUUCAAAAUGUGUUCAUUAAAUGAAUAAAAUGUAAUUUUCUCUGUAGCACGUGGAUUUCAUAAGAAACAUGCUGCGGUAAAGUAGUAGAAGUUUUUUUGUUUCAUUUUAGAUAUGCGGCUCCCAGUGUUUUCUUUUCCGUGGAAACCGGGUUCAAAUGGCUCUUUCGGUGUCAAAGGUUGCCGACCGCUGACCUGGACUGUUCACUGCCCCUGGCCAACAAUGUGAGCAGUCCACGAUUGCUGACAACCACGGCAGUUGCUGCAAUCGUUGUCACUAUCACCACACUCUUCAUUGUCACAGUUGUCCUUGCCGUAUUCCUCUACCGCAAACGAAAAGAACAAUCCCAGGACAUUGAAUUAGAAAAAUAGUUCUAUGUUUUUCAUUUGUUAAUGUUCGAUAAGUGAUUAUCACAAUUGUUGACAUUGUUUGUUAUGUUAAAUCUUUUACCGCUAUGGCAUUUUGAUUAAAAUCUCACU